Molecule: messenger RNA, 2742 nt
Organism: Lonchura striata (white-rumped munia)
Lineage: Eukaryota; Metazoa; Chordata; Aves; Passeriformes; Estrildidae
Gene: FN3K
Product: fructosamine 3 kinase
Biological process (GO): fructosamine metabolic process
Source: RefSeq, a predicted model, not a curated record
GGGUGGCCCUUCCUACCUCAUCGCAGAGUGACAGUGGCAGAAGGACCCAGACCUUUAAUCCUGUUUCGCAGCAGGUUUAGCAGAGGAGCGGCUGCAGCAGCCUGGAAAUGACCAUGGAGAAGAUUCUGAAGGCAGAGCUGAACACCAACCUUCUGAAGGCACUGGGGAGCUCUGGGGGAGGAUGCAUCAGCCAAGGCCAAACAUAUGAGACAGACAGAGGACGGGUAUUUGUGAAAAUCAACCACAAACCUCAGGCUAGAAAAAUGUUUGAAGGGGAAAUGGCAAGUUUGGAAGCGAUUCAGAAAACCAAUAUUGUGAGAGUGCCUCAGCCCAUCAAAGUGAUGGACCUGCCUGGAGGAGGAGCCAUGUUUGCCAUGGAGUACCUAAAGAUGAAGCACCUCAACAAAUACGCUUCAAAGCUGGGAGAGCAGAUAGCAGAACUUCAUCUUUAUAACCAGAAACUUGGAGAGAAGCUGAGGACUGAAGGAAGCACAAUUGGAAAAGGAGCUGGUCACUCCGAGGCCCAGUUUGUGGAUCAGUUUGGAUUCCACACAGCCACUUGCUGUGGUUAUAUCCCACAGGUGAAUGAGUGGCAGAGUGACUGGCCAUCCUUCUUCAUCCGUCACCGACUCCAGGCUCAGCUGGAUUUGAUUGAAAAAGAGUAUGGAGACAGAGAAGCCAGAGAACUCUGGUCACAGCUAAAACCAAAGAUUCCUGAAAUGUUCUGUGAUGUAGAAAUUGUUCCUGCUCUCCUGCACGGGGACCUGUGGGCAGGGAAUGUGGCUGAGGACGACUCCGGGCCGAUCAUAUUUGACCCUGCCUGCUUCUAUGGCCAUUCAGAAUUUGAGUUGGCCAUUGCUGGAAUGUUUGGGGGGUUCAGCAGCUCUUUUUUCUCUGCCUAUCACAGUAAAAUACCCAAAGCUCCAGGAUUCGAGAAGAGGAACAAGUUGUAUCAGCUCUUUAAUUACAUGAACCACUGGAACCACUUUGGGACUGGGUACAGGGGCUCUACCCUAAACAUGAUGAAGAAACUUCUGAAGUAACCAGGUACAUUUGAGAAAUUCUGACACAGUCCCUUAGGAAUGAGCAGUCCCUCCUCAUCCCAAGUACCACAAACUCAGAAUUGAUGGUAGAACACCUGAUAUGGGGAAGGUUUAAUGCAGUUUGAGCCUCACUAAUUAAAGCAAUUGUGUAAUCUUUAACUUGUGCACUAGUUUCCCUGCACAGAUUCCUCCUUGCUGAAGGAAAGGGCUGCAGUGUUUGUCAAGGCUCCACUGGCCUGGAAAGCAGCAGGACACUCAGCCUGCCCUUGCUCUCUCACCUCAUAGCUGCUGUGCUCCCACAGUUGUUCCAGAGCAGCAUCUUCCCAGCCCUGCUGCUGCUCCAGCAGCAGUUUGUUGUGGACAGCUGCAGCUGUGGGACAGUGGUGCUGGAAGCAAGUUCUUGUGUCUGCCCUUGUUUGUUCUGGUUUAUCUUUCUGUCUGUUCCCCAUUAAUAUUUCCAUGGUCUUCUGUUUCCCUCUCCUUUCCUUUUGCCUGUCAAAUGUCCUAAUCCAAAAUUUCAGUCAGAUUCUGUGAAUCUGAAAACAUCCUCUUUUUAAUUUAAUGAGCAAUCAAGGCCCUUUGGCUGCAUUUGGCAAACACAUGUAAUUAAUAAUAUUUAUUUAACACAUGUAAUUUCUAAUAUUUAUUUUAAUUUAAUGUAAUUUAUUCACAUUCAUUUUUCCUUGCUAGAAGAACUUAAAUUCCAGUGGCAUUUUCUGGAAGGAUGUCUAGCUCCUUGGUAAUUAACUGUACAGUCAGAAGUAGGUAAUUAUCAUUCACAGUUGAUAAUAGCAUUUCAUUGUUUUGGUGUGAUAUAUCAGUGUGUUGUACUACAAUAGUAACAUAUGUAAAUAAUUUUGUAAAGAGACAGUCAAAUGUGGGAGGAAGGCUCUAUGGUUGGGUGAGAAGAAGCACCUGUGGCUGCUGGGUUGGUUGGUGCUUGACAUAUUUUCAAUUUUAGAAAAUGAGUGCAGUGGGCAAAGCUGGUCUGUUGUGCCACCACUGGGUUAUGGAAGGAACAGUGUCAAAUCUGAUGGAUUUGUAAAGGGUUUCAUUGUUCCUUACUGCUUUAUUUUUACAGAAAACACAGGCAGUGGGAAUUUGGGGAGAAAAGUGUUCAGCAAAGACACUGGUGCACAAUCUAAGCCAGGGUACAUUAGUGACUCUGGGCGGGUUAAGUGGAAGUGGCAAGGAGAGUAAAAGUAAGUCCAGUCCCACAGAUAAGAAUUAGAAGUUUUGGGUAAGAAUCACCUGAAUAUUCAGACUUCAGAUGGCUGGCAUGACUAAUACUAAAAUAUUAUAUGUAAAAUUGCUCAGAUAUAUUUAGACUUUUCUCAACUUUAAAUGGUUGUGCUAUAAAAGAUUUAACGAAGUUUAAAAUUUGAUGUUGUAAUUGAUUUAAAACAAUGCACUUAGCUCUCUGUAAAUAUGAUACAAAUAGUGAAAAAAUUUUGCUUCCUUUGAAUCAGGGGAAUCUUUCACAGUUGGUUAUAAAACUUAACAGAACUAAGAAUGGAAAAGUGGAACAGUAGGGUUGGAACACAGUUGGGAUUGUAGCUGAUGGCUGGAAGAUCUAGGUGUGAGCAAAGUGCAUGUGCACUGGUGUUUAUGAUGUGAACAAACCCACCUGUAUCACACUGGGAAGUACUUGUGAACUCAAACUUCUUCUCAAAUAAAACACUUGCCUUGCAGAAACCCA